Messenger RNA from Nothoprocta perdicaria, 1484 nucleotides. It is a transcript of the gene DUSP11, whose product is annotated as dual specificity phosphatase 11. The record is from RefSeq and is a predicted model, not a curated record. Gene Ontology annotation, biological process: protein dephosphorylation. NCBI's taxonomy places the organism in Eukaryota, Metazoa, Chordata, Aves, Tinamiformes, Tinamidae. The transcript is spliced from 10 exons. Gene Ontology annotation, molecular function: protein tyrosine/serine/threonine phosphatase activity; polynucleotide 5'-phosphatase activity. Bases 1 to 969 code for a protein of 322 amino acids.
AUGCCGGGCCUACGCGUUCCGGAGAGGUGGACGGACUACGCGCCGCUGGGCCGACGCCUGCCUGGUACCCGCUUCAUCGCCUUCAAGGUGCCGCUUAGGAAGAGUUUCAACCAGAAUCUGCAUCCCCAAGAGAGGUUUUCACCUCGGGAUCUGCUUAAGAAGAUCAGGGAGCAGAAGGAGGAGCUGGGGCUCAUCAUUGAUCUGACCUACACGACUCGCUACUACGGGCCGGAGGAGCUACCAGCGACGCUGCACUACUCCAAGAUCUUGACCAUGGGCCACGAAAUACCAAAUAGCCAAAUUAUUUAUCAGUUCAAGUGUAUUGUAAAAAACUUCUUGAGGGACAACAAAGAUAACGAUAAGCUUAUUGGAGUACAUUGCACGCAUGGCUUGAACAGAACUGGCUACCUGGUUUGUAGGUACCUCAUCGAUGUUGAUGGAAUGGAGCCAAACGCUGCCAUAGAGUUGUUCAACAGAGCUCGAGGGCACCCUAUAGAGAGAAUGAACUAUAUUGAAGAUCUUCAAAAGAGAUCUGUGCAAAAGCUUCUGUUUAGGAACUGCGAUGUAAAGUGUUUGGGCUUAGACCCCUUCAAAGGAAAAGGCGGCACGAUGCCAAGUAUUAAAAGGCAGCUGGUGACGGAGCAGCGCCUGCAUCUCACAGAACAUCUGCCCUUCGCAGUGCCCCGGUUUCUCCCUUCCCUACAGAGACAUCAGGGGAACAGUGAAUGCAGAGCCCCAGGCACGGCCAAGAAGCACAGCGAGAGGGACAGCGCCCAUCGCCAGGAGCUCGCACCCCAGCAAGGGGGGCCUGGCCGCCCACGUCCCAGGGACUCUGCAGAUUCGGUGCCUCGCARCAAGGAGCACCGUGAACUGUAUUUUCCAGCACAGGAACCCGGCUUCCAUCUCCCGCAGGAAAAACACGCGGCCAAGAAGCGCAGGCGGCGGCGCAGGAAGCCCGUGAUGGCCUAGGGAAUGUUAUCCCUAAGGAAAACCAUCCUAGGGCUGUGCUUCCACCCAGGACAAGCUGUGUCUCAAGUCUCCCUUAUUUAAUGAAAGGGUUUGCCCUGACCUUCAACAGCAUCUCACUGCAGAGGAAAGUGGGUUUUAAUCUUAAAACAUCUCCUUUUUAUUUUUAUUUUUUGGAUGACUUUUAUACCUCCCAUGUUGGAGCUUGAGCCUUAGGUAAGGUUUUGAAGCACUGGCCUGGGGCCAUGAGGGGCAUCGUAGAGAACAAACGCUGACACAAAACCUUCUUCAAGAAAUGUGGUUUUGAAGCACUAGCCUUGGGCCAUGAGGGGCAUAGAGAACGAAUGCUGACACAAAACCUCCUUCAAGAAACAUUUUCACGGGUGCCCAUUUCAACUUUUACAGAGGGAGCUUUUCUAUAGGGCUUAAUAUAUAGUUCGGAGGAAGAAGAGAAAAAAAGGAGGGGGGAAAAAAGAUUUGCCAUGAGAACACUUUCUAAAGUAAAUUUUAUCAAUGCA